Leptopilina heterotoma is the source of this 2649-nucleotide messenger RNA. RefSeq names its product zinc finger C2HC domain-containing protein 1C-like. The record is from RefSeq and is a predicted model, not a curated record. The transcript is spliced from 10 exons. Lineage: Eukaryota; Metazoa; Arthropoda; Insecta; Hymenoptera; Figitidae. The coding region runs from base 212 to 2080 and encodes 622 amino acids.
UCAAAAUGCAACGAAACAUGACUUUGGGGAACCGAAGAGAAAGGGACACAACAGCUGUUCGCUUGUCAGUUGAACACCGGUCCUCUUUCAGUGAGGACGUCCUUUGUUUACUGUCAGUUUUUUCAUCAAUUCAAAUACUUCUAUCGAGUUAAGUUUUACACCACGAAAAAGCCACACUCUGAUUGGUCAAAAAUAAGUGUCCUGGGGAAAGAUGGCGGCCCCUCAAGCGUCAUCAAGCCGACUCGAAAUGCUUCAGGCUCGCUUUCAACAAAAGCAACUGCAAGAGAAGGAGCAGAAAUUGCUGCAGCUUUAUGAUCAACAACAACAAAGAGCUCAUCAAGUUGCACAGAGAGGAAGCGCCGGUUCUAAUACUUCGAAUCAGGGCUCCAACAUGAAUCAUCAAACUGUCACCAAAACUACCGCCACAACACGUAAAUCCUCCACAUCUCAAGGUGGCAAGGUGAGGCAAAUGUUUGACGAACGUCGACAGACAACGGUGAAGGGAAUUGACAGGAGUUACCCCCUAGAACCCCUGGACAACAAAUCAAAGAAACAAACGACAAAUGGUUUAACACCCGGCAAAAAUCGAAAUUUCUCGAAACAUACAGUCACCACUGUUAAAAGAACAGCCCGCGCAGAUGUCAACAGCAAUAUCAAUGAUGGAAAACCAGUCGUCUCGUAUCACGAAGAAUUCAGUCACGAAAAUUUUGGCGACAAUAUUCACGACGAUGAAUUUAUCAAUGAGAACGAUGUCUCACGUUUUAUCAAUGGAAAUGGACAAAAUCGAAAUGAAUUAUUCGACGAAGAGGAAAGGAAUCGAGCAAUGGGAAAAAUUCACAUGAUAGAUUUUGAUAAAAAUUUUCAUCAUCGUGUUGUCAACGAUCUUGAGAGUGAACAAUUUCCAGAAGACUUAAUGAUGGAGAUGUCCGAUAAAGUGGGGAAAAAGCCACUUAAUAAAAAAUUAUCUCAAGCUGAACUCAGGCUGGAGCGUUUCAAAAAUUCAUCAUCGAAGAAAAAUAUUGCUUCCAAAUCGAUAACGAAAAAACGUUCCGAUCUCAAUUCGACGACACAAACGACUGGCAGAAAUGCGAGGAGUUUGAGUCCAGAUUUUGACGAGAGGAAACAAGUGGAAAAUUCGAAAACGACAGCGAGGAGAAAUAAUGGUGGAUCACCUUUGAAAAGUCCGGACAAUGGAUUAAGGCAAGCUUCAGUGGAUCUUAAAACUACCAGACGUCCAGUUAUCCAUUCGCCAAAAAAGGAACAAAAACUCGAUUCAUCAAAAGACGAAAUCGAUUCGCCGAAUUUGGAAAAUUCGCAAAUGGAACCGAAACAGGAAACAGGAUCGACAAAUGUUAAGAAAAUGUGCGAAAACUUUAUCGUCGACUUCAAUGAUUCGGAAACGAAAAAAGUGGCAAAAAAACCGAUUCUGCGAAAUGAGAAAUCAGUAACAUCUCAGAAAGAAAGUUCUCCAAAUCCAGUACCUCGACCAUCUUCCUCUCUGUCCGCUUCCAGUGGAGGAUCAUCAAAAGAUAAAAUGAAUUCCAAGUAUAAAUCUUCCACAUCACGAGGAUCAACACCGAGAAGCUCUGCUAGCAUGGGCAGCAAGACGGAUUAUGCCGAUAAUUUGGUGUCGUGCAAGAAUUGUAGUCGUCGUUUCACCACCGACAGAAUUGAACUUCAUGAGAAAAUUUGCGCCAAAUCGGGACAAAAGAAACGAAAGCAAUUCGAUGCCAUGAAAUUCCGUCUUCAGGGAACGGAGUUAGAGCCAUUCGCUAAAGUUGGAGUUAAAAAACAAGAAACUAAGCAAAAGAAAACAACAGUAAAAUCAAAUUGGAGAAAAACGCAUGAGGAUUUCAUUAGUACUAUUAGAUCGGCAAAACAAGUGCAGGCACACUUGGCAGCUGGAGGGAAAUUAAGUGAUUUACCACCACCACCACCAAGUGAUACCAGUGAUUAUAUACAAUGUCCACAUUGUGGCAGGAAAUUUAAUGAAUCAGCAGCAGAACGUCAUAUUCCAAAAUGCGAAAAUAUGAGGCACAAUAAACCGAAUCCACGCGCUCCGCCUAAACCUAGACGAUAAUUUCCUAUUUUUUUUUUUUUUUAUUUAUUUAUUCAUUAUUGUUACAUAGAAUUUUUUUUUAAUAACACUUCCUCUUGCCUUUCUCGCAAAUUCAAACAAAUUCAAACAAACUCUAUAUAUAAGAAAUUUUCUUUUCUAAACUUUAAAUUUAUUUUAUUCAACAUAGCAAAAUAAAAUAGGUGGGAAAUUAUUUUUGAUAUUUUAACGAUUUUAUUAAACUUUUUAAAAAUACCAAAUUGUUUUCUAAUUGCUUUAGUUUUUAAAGAUGCAAGAAGAAAGAAGGAGAAUAAUAUAUAAUUUACGGGGGAAUUUUAAUCUUUCUAAUUUUAUUCACAUGCGAGAAAAAUUGUCAUUUUAAAUAAUAACAUUUAUAUAUAAAAGGAAAAAAAUUAUUUGCAAAAAAAAAAAAAAUUGACUUGCACGUUAUAAAAGAAAGCUUUGUUAAAAUUAAUAUUAUUGUCAAAUGAUAUUUAUAACCACUAUUUUUUAUUCAUGUUUGAUUUGUGUGAGUUGCUCACAUAAAAAUUUAUUUACUCGAGCGGUAAAUAUAUAUAAAUGAUAAUGGAGAA